CCCAAACUAUGAGAAUAAUGAAAAGUGCAAAAUUGUUGGAUGAGCAAAACGCAAAGCUCAAAUCUACCAUGCUUUGCACUUUGGCCACUUAACAUCGAUGAUGUGAUGAUGCAUGCAAGAAAAGAAACCCAAAAAAACAGAAGCAAGGUAGCUCAAUUAAAUUACAUCGAGCAAAAAGUCUAUCUCCCUCUUUCUCUUUCUCUCUCUCUCGCACUACUUUUGAACCAAGCACUCACGAGACACACUUGAGGCUUCACCCUUUGAAUUCAUCUUUAUGGUGCUACACGACCUAAUCCUCCUAACCCGUCCUAUCUGGAGAAACAAACCGUGAAAACUGCUCCUUCUCUUCUCUUUCUCUCUUUACAAUUUUCAUCUUCAUGAACGUUCCCUGCAAAAAAUUUCACCCUCCACAGCUUUGAAUUGAUAAGCCAAGUGUGGCAAUUGCUUGACAUGAACACAUCUUUCUUUUCUUCUCAUACAAGCCAAAAGGGUCUUUUCUGAAUUCGUAGAUGAAUCAUCAUAUUGACACAUAUUCUUCUUCUUCUUCUUCGUUUUUUGUUGGAGCCUAUGUUUCGGAAUCGGUUUAUGCACUUCCUGAAAUCCGUUCACACGUUCAGAAGAAAAUCUCCUUUUGACAGUUUGUUUUGACAAGCAAAGCAAGCAUCGGUCACUGCAUAUCAUUGUUUCAGUCUUUGAGAGGCAUGCACUUUGCUAGAGGUUCAAUGGGAGGCUCAUGCUUCCAUGCGCUUCGUUUGAGGAGGUUCAAGAGUAAGGCUCUGCCAGAACCCUGUUCAUCUUCCAAAACCCGGUUGGAUUCUGACUUGGAGAACAUGGAGAGAAGAAGAUUUGAUAGCUUGGAAUCAUGGUCCAUGAUAUUGGACUCUGAGAAUGUGGAGACAUGGGAAGCAUCAAAGGAGGAUCAAGAAGAAUGGACUGCUGACCUUUCUCAACUUUUCAUAGGUAACAAGUUUGCUUCUGGUGCUCACAGUAGAAUUUACCGUGGAAUUUACAAGCAGAGAGCCGUUGCUGUCAAAAUGGUGAGAAUUCCCACACAGAACGAGGAGAGGAGAGGCUUGCUCGAACAGCAAUUCAAGUCUGAAGUGGCUUUACUUUCACGUCUCUUUCAUCCUAACAUAGUGCAGUUUAUUGCAGCAUGUAAAAAACCGCCGGUGUACUGUAUCAUAACAGAAUACAUGUCACAAGGAACUCUGAGGAUGUAUCUGAACAAGAAAGAGCCAUACUCUCUUUCAAUAGAAACUAUAUUAAGGUUAGCUCUUGACAUAUCUAGAGGCAUGGAGUACCUUCAUUCGCAAGGUGUGAUUCACAGAGAUUUGAAGUCAAAUAACUUGCUUCUCAAUGAUGAGAUGAGGGUUAAGGUGGCAGACUUUGGAACAUCGUGUCUUGAAACGCGGUGUCGGGAGACCAAGGGAAACAUGGGAACAUAUCGUUGGAUGGCACCGGAGAUGAUUAAGGAGAAACCUUACACUCGUAAAGUUGAUGUCUACAGUUUUGGAAUUGUGCUUUGGGAACUCACCACCGCUCUUCUUCCCUUCCAAGGAAUGACCCCUGUACAGGCUGCUUUUGCUGUUGCUGAGAAGAAUGAAAGGCCUCCACUGCCUGCUAGUUGCCAGCCAGCACUUGCCCAUCUGAUAAAGCGUUGUUGGUCAGCAAACCCUUCAAAGAGGCCAGAUUUCAGUGACAUUGUGUGUACUCUGGAGAAGUACGAUGAAUGUGUUAAGGAGGGUCUUCCUCUGACCCAUCAUUCAGGCCUAGUCAACAAAAAUGUCAUUAUUGAGCGCUUAAAAGGUUGCGUCCCUAUGAGCUCUUCCAUACCUGUACAGGCUUGAUUCCCUAUAAGGUAUAUAUUGUUGUUGUUUUCCUUCCAAUCCAUAUUGAAGCUCAUAUCAUAUAACUUGAAUAUUUACACAUGCUACCUUCAUAUGUUCUUUCAACUGUAUUAUGUAACUGUACCUUUUUCAGUUGUGUCAAAGGGAUGAGUUAUUUCAUUAAAGACGAAUGUGAUCUGAGCAACUCUUAAUUUGCAAACAUACAACUAGUCUUAGUCUAGUACAAA
Glycine soja is the source of this 2074-nucleotide messenger RNA. Its product is annotated as serine/threonine/tyrosine-protein kinase HT1-like. Bases 702 to 1847 code for a protein of 381 amino acids. Gene Ontology annotation, biological process: protein phosphorylation. The record is from RefSeq and is a predicted model, not a curated record. NCBI's taxonomy places the organism in Eukaryota, Viridiplantae, Streptophyta, Magnoliopsida, Fabales, Fabaceae. Gene Ontology annotation, molecular function: ATP binding; protein kinase activity. The transcript has 3 exons.